AUGCAAGGUGACACCACUCCAAUAAGGAAAGGAAGUACUCAACGAGGGGUGAGGAAGGAAGAGGCAAGAUACAAGUACCACUACUUCCCCGCCGGGAAAGUUUUAACUUCACUGAUCAUUUUUAAUGUUAGCGCGCAUCGAAUAGCACCACAACUUGAAGGAGCGCAACAGUCACACUCCAUUGCCAUUUUGGCGGUAUGA
This is a messenger RNA of Brugia malayi, 201 nucleotides long. RefSeq lists its product as uncharacterized. Lineage: Eukaryota; Metazoa; Nematoda; Chromadorea; Rhabditida; Onchocercidae. The coding region runs from base 1 to 201 and encodes 66 amino acids. The transcript is spliced from 2 exons. The record is from RefSeq and is a predicted model, not a curated record.